Messenger RNA from Cladophialophora psammophila CBS 110553, 1392 nucleotides. RefSeq lists its product as uncharacterized. The transcript has 3 exons. NCBI's taxonomy places the organism in Eukaryota, Fungi, Ascomycota, Eurotiomycetes, Chaetothyriales, Herpotrichiellaceae. The record is from RefSeq and is a predicted model, not a curated record. The coding region runs from base 1 to 1392 and encodes 463 amino acids.
AUGAAGUCCUACGCGGGUAUUCUCUUGAGCUUCGGUGCUCUUGCAGCCGCCGUUCCUGCUCCUCAACUCACUCUCACUCCCGCUAGCGCCCCCGUUCCUCCGGUUCGGAGCAGUGAACAGACAGGCCCGACUUCUCAUGGUCCUUACAACGGUCCCGGUCCCACGGUGACGGGAGCUUUGAGUGCUCCAGCGGUUGCUCAAUCGAUCGCUCCUGGUGGUCCAGCACCGGUCACUUACACCAACAACAACGGGUUGCUCCAAGCUUCCAGCAUGCCUGUUCCAUAUCAGCCAGCCGGCGGUCAGGGUACCAACGGAACUCUGCCAUAUUAUCACCCGCUGUCCGACUUUGACUAUGAGUCUUUGACUUUAGCCCUUUAUCAGGAAUGGAUUGAGCUGGAUCUUUUCCACAACGGCCUCGCUCGAUUUUCUGUUCGGGACUUCCAAAAUGCCGGGUUGACCGCAGAGGAUCGAUUCUUGAUCGAGUUUAUGGCAGACCAAGAAGUCGGCCAUGCAACCUUGCUCAGCAAUAUCCUGGGACCUGCCGCGCCGCCUCAAUGCACCUACAACUAUCCCUACACCAACGUCCGGGAGUUCAUCGACUUCUGCCAGAAACUGACGCGCUUUGGUGAGAGCGGCGUCUACGGCUUCCUUGGUCACCUGGAUUCGCGAGAAUCUGCCACGCUACUGCUCGAGUCCAUCACCACUGAAGCUCGCCAACAGUUGAUUUUCCGCCAAUUUGAUGGUCUAUUUCCGAUGCCCUUGUGGUUCAUUCCCGGUAUUCCUCAGUCGUGGGCUUGGACGCUGCUGGCUCCGUAUAUCUCGAGCUGCCCUGCCAACACGACUCGUCUGGCAUGGCAGAAUUUCCCUGCGCUCACCAUUGUGAACGCCCCCAAUCCAGCCAAGACAAAUCCCAAUCAAGGCCCUGUGCAGAAUACAACAGGCUCAAACCCUCUAAACACUACCGGUAUCGGUUCUAACAAUCUCUGCGCCAACGCCAAGGAUGGAUCUUCGGACUGUGACCCGGCUAUCAGCCAGAACAAGUCCAUCCCUCUCUCCUACCCCGGUAGACCCAUUCAAUUCUCGUGGGGUAACGUGAAUCAGACGGUCGGCCCCAAUAACAGCUACAUCACCGCGCGAUCAUCCCUUGCCGACGCGCCCCGUUAUGCCCUCUUCGUCUCCCAACUCAACGCCACCUUCGUGCCCCUUGUCAACAUUAGCGGUAACACUGCAGCAGCUGUUCAGCCCAACAUGUCGACCUUUGCUGGAGAUCCUGCCGUCAACGCAACCAUGUUCAUUGCAUUAACAAGCCAAAAUCCCUACGUUACACCGUUCAAUCUGUCCAUGGUCAAUCCAUACGUCUAUGCCGGACCGGCGUUGUACCAAGCUGGUUAA